Molecule: messenger RNA, 957 nt
Organism: Penicillium odoratum
Lineage: Eukaryota; Fungi; Ascomycota; Eurotiomycetes; Eurotiales; Aspergillaceae
Exons: 4
Coding region: 1-957 (318 amino acids)
Cellular component (GO): nucleus; cytoplasm
Molecular function (GO): protein binding
Source: RefSeq, a predicted model, not a curated record
AUGGAGCCUCGUACGGCAGCGCUGAGGCUCUUCACAUUUUUUUUGGAGGUGUACACUGCGGCCCCAGAAGUUGUCAAGAGGUUCAAUCCCAAGUUUCGUCUGCUGCUUGACGCAUGUGGUGCGGCAAAUGUUGAUGUGGUGCCCUUCAUCUUGGACAGCCAUGACAGUUCAGAGAAUCAUUUACCGCUCGGGACUGUAGAUCUGCAUCAAAGAGAUGACUCCGGAGAUACGCCGAUCCUCGCGGCUGCGGGGUCGCUGAUGGUACCGCUCCAGUCCAGGACAACAAAGGGUCACACGCAUGAUGUCGCCACGCUCCACCUAGCAGCUAGCGGACCUGGAGAGUUUGACUAUAGACUCCUGGAUAAGCAGCUCAGAAUCACAGAGACCCUUCGGCUACUCCUCGACCAUGAUUCCACUGGUAUCAACCUUGUGUUGACAACACUGGAUCCACGCCGUUGCACUAUGCUGCUAUAUGCUACGGCUGACCCUCGGAUCCCCGAUGGCUCGGGCUGUACUAUCCUGCAUUUAUUAGGGUACCACUCCCAUCAAGGUGACCCCGUCAACACCACGCUCCUGGAUUUAAUCCUGUCUCAAGGUGCCAAUAUCAAUCAUACCGAGAACUAUGGGAAAACUGCAUUGCACGCCUUUGCUCAGAAUUUGCGACAGGUCUCAGCCGCAAAGUUCUUGAUUGAGCACGGAACGGAUUUCCGGGUUCGGAAUACUCUCCAGGAGACGCCCUUUCAUACGGCAGCGCGGGGGUUUUUGAAUGAUCAUAUACACCGUGAUGGGAGAGAUGAGGAAGUGACAGCUGCGAACAAGGUCAGACUUCAGGAUGAGAUGCUGCGUGCUCUGAUGGAUGCUGCCGGGGAAGACACCGCUAUUUUAAUGAGCCAACCAAAUGCGGAGGGUAAAACUCCGCAGGACCUAUUGGAACCAGACGUAGGUGGCAGGGAAUAG